Molecule: messenger RNA, 3154 nt
Organism: Dama dama (fallow deer)
Lineage: Eukaryota; Metazoa; Chordata; Mammalia; Artiodactyla; Cervidae
Gene: CBARP
Product: CACN subunit beta associated regulatory protein
Exons: 10
Coding region: 268-2487 (739 amino acids)
Biological process (GO): negative regulation of voltage-gated calcium channel activity; negative regulation of calcium ion-dependent exocytosis
Cellular component (GO): secretory granule; plasma membrane
Molecular function (GO): transmembrane transporter binding
Source: RefSeq, a predicted model, not a curated record
UCUCCUGGGGCCGAGGCUCCCCGGAUGGGGCAGGCCAGACCCCUGGGGUCUGGCGGUAGGUAGUGAGCUGAUUCAGGUCUCAGUUUCCCCUUUCCUGGGCAGGACUCCCAGCCCGCGCCACCUUGCCGGGCCGGCCCCACCGGCUGGGGAAGCUGGUUGUUGAUACGCACGCGCCUCCUCUUUUUCAAAGAAGGGGGGACAUGGAGGUCUGAUCCGAGCCGGUGGGGGCUGCCUCGGGGCUCCCCCACUACCACCACUCUCCUCAACAUGCAGCCCACGGCCACCAUGGCUACGGCCGCCGCCGCCGCCACCACCACCGCCACGGUCGCCCUGACCACGACGUGGGACAACGCCACGGAUCGCCCCACAGCAGAGCCCGACCCGGUCCUGGACAACUAUCUGCUCCUGAUGGUGGUGAUGGCGCUCUUUGUCGGGGGUGCCCUCGUGGUGCUGUCGGGUGCACUGCUGCUCUGCAGGCGCUGCUGGGAGGUGCACCGACGCCUCCACAGAGCCCCAGAGGAAGCAGAGAAGACCACCACCACCUACCUGGACAACGGUGCCCACCCUGCCCAAGACCCUGAGUUCAGGGGGGAGGAUCCGGAGGGUCAGGACACCGAGACCCAGCGCUUCUUGUCCACCAGCUCCACCGGCCGCCGGGUGUCCUUCAAUGAAGCAGCCCUGUUUGAGCAGAGUAGGAAGGCGCAGGACAAGGGCCGCCGGUACACCCUGACGGAGGGGGACUUCCACCACCUGAAGAAUGCCCGCCUCACCCACCUGCACCUGCCGCCCCUCAAGAUCGUCACCAUUCAUGAGUGCGACUCCGGCGAGGCCAGUGCAACUGCCACACCACACCCCACAGUUGCCCCCAAGGCCAGCCUUGCCAUAUUCCAGCCCCCGGGGAAGGCCCUCACCGGCCGCUCCGUGGGCCCUAGCUCCGCCCUGCCAGGUGACCCCUACAACUCGGCCGUGGGCCCUGCCAACUUCAGGAUCAGCCCCUCGGCCUCCAGUGACUCCGGGGAAGGCAGCUCGCUGGACACUGGGGCCAGGAGCGCCAAGCCUGGUGCGCAGGGGGCCGCAGCAGGGCCUGGGGAUGUGGGCCCAGGCUCUGGGGCAGGCCCCGUCCUGCAGUUCUUCACCCGCCUGAGGCGUCAUGCUAGCCUGGACGGGGCCAGCCCCUACUUCAAGGUCAAGAAAUGGAAACUGGAGCCCAGCCAGCGGGCAUCCAGUCUGGACACAAGAGGCUCCCCCAAGCGACACCACUUCCAGCGGCAGCGGGCGGCCAGCGAGAGCAUGGAGCAGGAGGAAGGAGAUGCCCCCCACAUGGACUUCAUCCAGUAUAUUGCCAGUGCGGGCGACACCAUGGUCUUCCCAAGCCCCUGCCCCUUUCUGGCCAGCCCCACCAGCCCGCCCCCCAGUCUCGGCAGGCUAGAGGCAGCUGAGGAGGUGGGCGCCGCAGGAGGAGCGAGCCCUGAGUCCCCCCUGGAGCGCGGCAUCAUCACGGGGCCUGAACAGCUACAAGACUCAGAUGGAGAGCGAGACGCGGGGCUCGAGCAGGCUCCGACCAUCUACCGCGAUAUCUGGAGUUUGCGUGCCUCGCUCGAGCUGCACGCGGCUGCCUCCUCAGACCACAGCAGCAGCGGCAACGACCGUGACUCGGUGCGCAGUGGCGACAGCUCGGGCUCGGGCUCCGGGGGCGCCGCACCCGCCUUUCCACCGCCCUCGCCGCCGCCCACACCCAUGCCGCGGCCGGCGGAUGGAGAGACAGGCGGACCACGCAAGCUGCUGCAGAUGGACAGCGGCUAUGCCAGCAUCGAAGGCCGCGGCGCGGGGGAUGAUGGGCCCCCCAGCGCGCCUGAGAAGCGCUCCUCCUUUACGAGUGCAGGCCGUGAGGCCACCGUGGGCUGCAGCUUCGAGAGCUCCGCUCCAGAGACACCCGUCCGUCCCCGCAGCCCGCGUGCCUGGCCUCGCCGUGCCCCGCGCCGCGACUACAGCAUCGACGAGAAGACAGACGCGCUGUUCCACGAGUUUCUACGCCACGACCCGCACUUCGACGAUGCCCCGUCUGCCACAGCGCGCCAUAGGGCGCGCGCGCACCCGCACCCCCAUGCACGCAAACAGUGGCAGCAGCGGGGCCGGCAGCACAGCGACCCUGGAGCACGUGCUGCGCCCCCCACCCCAUCGACAGCCCAAUCUGGUGCCCCCCGCCCCGCACGCGCACCCCUGCGCCGCGGAGACAGUGUCGACUGCCCGCCCGACGGCAGAGCAGGCGACGACCCAGCCACAUCCUCCAUCCCCGUCAUCGAGGAGGAGCCCGGUGGUGGAUGCCCGGGGUCCGGCCUGUGUGCCGGGACCCCGGGUGCGCUGCUGGACAAGCUGGCGGCCACCUUCGACGACAGGCUCUUUCCGCCGCGGCUGGCCCAGCCGGUCGCCGUGGCCCCUGCCUUGGCCACGGCCGCGCCCACGUCCCCUGACCACAGCCCGGUCUAAGCCUGCGCCCCGCGCCCACCUCGUCAGCUUAUUCGGCACCGGCGGGGCCCCGGUGCCGGACAUACCUGGGGUGCGACGUCCCGGCACGCCUGCGCUGGGACCGCCGGCCUGGAGCACGAGCGCGGUUCCCCAGGCGCCCCAACGUGCGCACGCACAGUCCCUUCCAGGCACUUCGUAGAGUCGACUAGAGGGAGUGUGGCGGAUUCUCACCUUGGGGUCCCAAGGGCCACACUCAACUUCCCUUGGCCCCAGACUGUGGCCUCGGGGUGUUGAUGGGGGUUGCCAAGCGCACAGCGCCGCGUCUCUGGCGCAUAGCUACGGAAAGCGCAUGCACAGGGCUUGCAGCCAGCCGGGGUGAUACGGGCCAACUGCGCAACACGCAUGCGCACAGCGCCUCUCCCAGAGACCAAUGAAGCCUCGAGAUUUGCUCGAUGCGCACGCGCUGCAAUUCGCGCCAAGACACAUGCACAGGGACCGCAGGGUGUCAAAGCUCAAUCUCUUGAUUGAGCCGUCCCUGGCUAGGAGGUUAGCUCGAGGCCGCGGCCACCAACCCUUCGAAGCCGUUUACCUCACCGCGGCGAGUGCUCGCGGCAGUCCGCACCCCCACACACACCCCCGAGCAAUAACCGCUGCCGCCGCCCCCAGCCCUGCACACGCCUCCCACCUC